AAACCCUCCUUGCCCAGAGAGAUACGGAGAGUAGUGAGAGAGCCCAAGCAAAAAUGCAGAUAUUCGUUAAAACCCUGACGGGGAAGACCAUCACCCUCGAGGUCGAGUCCAGCGAUACAAUCGACAAUGUUAAGGCCAAGAUUCAGGACAAGGAAGGUAUUCCCCCGGACCAGCAGAGGCUGAUCUUUGCAGGAAAGCAGCUUGAGGAUGGCCGUACGCUCGCGGAUUACAACAUCCAGAAAGAGUCAACCCUUCAUCUUGUUCUGAGGCUUCGUGGCGGAAUUAUUGAGCCAUCUCUGAUGGCAUUGGCCAGAAAAUACAACCAAGAAAAAAUGAUUUGCCGCAAAUGUUAUGCACGCCUGCACCCACGUGCUGUCAACUGCAGGAAAAAGAAGUGUGGACACAGCAACCAGCUGAGGCCGAAGAAGAAGAUCAAGUAGAUUACUGAAUGCGAGGAAGAAUUGCUAUUCAUUGUCUUUGGUCAAUGGAUCUCUUAUAUGAAGCUAGCUUGGUAGCAUCGAACAGUUUGCUAGCAACUCCUAGAAAUCAGACAUCUAGCAAUGUUACUUGAUAUGAUUUUCUACUUUGACAUUGAGCUAUUCAUUUUUUAUGAGUUGAAAUUAAAACCUAUUGCUUUGCUAGUUAUGUGUGGGGCUGCUGCCUUUGUUUUUGUCUUUUUCCUCUUCAAUUUUGAGACGUUGGAAUGAAGCCUUAUUUAGAAUGU
Messenger RNA from Juglans regia (Persian walnut), 724 nucleotides. Its product is annotated as ubiquitin-60S ribosomal protein L40. Lineage: Eukaryota; Viridiplantae; Streptophyta; Magnoliopsida; Fagales; Juglandaceae. The transcript is spliced from 5 exons. Bases 54 to 440 code for a protein of 128 amino acids. The record is from RefSeq and is a predicted model, not a curated record. Gene Ontology annotation, molecular function: ubiquitin protein ligase binding; structural constituent of ribosome; protein tag activity. Gene Ontology annotation, cellular component: nucleus; cytoplasm; ribosome. Gene Ontology annotation, biological process: modification-dependent protein catabolic process; protein ubiquitination; translation.